AGAGUCAUUAUUUUCACGUAUUAUGUAACAAGUACUUCAAUCUAACCUAAGAGCAUCAGUUGUAAUCCCGCUAACAGCCACCAGGGCGAAGUGCAUUUCUUAGGUUACAGGGAGUCCUGGAAAUCUGGCACCAAGUCUCCAGCCAAAGACGUAGGUGUAGACGAGGAACAAAAGACCCUCGUGCCGCCCUCCAGCGGCUCCGCUCCGAAUGCGCCCGGUGGGACUCCCGUGCAAGGGUCACUGCCCACGGAGCCAGGACUGACGCGAAGGGCACGCGAUGGCCCGAGGCCCGGCCAACGUGGAGGACAGGCGCCGGGCAGGCCCGGAGCGCAUGCUCGGCCAGGCACCGACGGCCGAGCCCAGACAGCCCGGGUCCCAGGGGCGCGAGCCCGCUAAGGGAGCCCGGGGCUCCAUCUUGCCCGGCGGCAGUCUGGGGUCACCACUGUCGUGCGGUCCCGCCGCAAUCUCGGCGCGCAAACUCUUGGCGGCCGAGGACAAGGCCUAUGGUAGAGCGCGAUNGGGCUCGUUCCGGGCCAAGUUUCUCGUCCCCACGGGUUCGGUUCUGAUNGGCCCCAAGUUCUCCCAACAGAUCCCACAAAAUGGAGGCCGACGUCUCCUCCCGCCGUAGCCAUGGCGGAGGUGGGACACCCUUCCCACGGGCCAGGCAAGGUGGAAGCGCCUGCACGGCCGCCAGCGAACCAGUC
Mus pahari (shrew mouse) is the source of this 704-nucleotide messenger RNA. RefSeq lists its product as uncharacterized. NCBI's taxonomy places the organism in Eukaryota, Metazoa, Chordata, Mammalia, Rodentia, Muridae. The record is from RefSeq and is a predicted model, not a curated record. The transcript has a single exon. Bases 278 to 628 code for a protein of 116 amino acids.